Ectocarpus sp. CCAP 1310/34 is the source of this 426-nucleotide messenger RNA. Lineage: Eukaryota; Phaeophyceae; Ectocarpales; Ectocarpaceae. The record is from the annotation of a GenBank genome assembly.
AUGGAGGGUGGCAAUAGUCCGCCCGGCUCCAUGACCGCACGCUCACGCGGUGCUGCGCCGGAGGGCGAACCCGAUCCAAUCUUUGACGACCCGGUGGUGGGGGAAGAGAUCGAGGGCUUGAUGGGAGACCCGCCCAGCGUGAGCGAUGACGAGGAGCUUGCUGCCGUUCGAAAGCAUGCUAUCGAAUCCCCGGAGACUGUCCGGGCUUUCAUCAAGGAGCGAGCAAGGAGCGUGGCGAUCGGAGCUGGCUGCCCCCACUCCCUGCCCCUCGUGACUUGGAAGGACGACCCAGCUUCCGCCGUGACAUGCGGGAAGCAUCAGGCGCAUCUGGUUGGGAACGCCGACUUGCAGUUAUGCACACAGCUGCAGCAGCGCUAGGUGUAGACUAGUCUAGCCGAUGCCGUUUACAGCAGUAGUUGGGCACAG